GGCGGGGAGAGGCGGCCCCGCUGCCCCGUCCAUCCCCCGGCUCAUGCGGCGGCUGCUGCUCCCCACCCCGGAGCGGGGGCUCCGCUCCCGACCCCCGGCGGCAGCGCGGGAGGGGCCGCUCAGGAAGACUCUGUUCCUGUCACCACUCCGCUGUUCCACUGCUCCGUGCCCAGCGGUGAACGGGUGAAGCAAACCUAGAGAGGGACUUCACUCACCUUUUAAUGAAGGUCAAAAAACAGGUCAAACUUGUCAGUGAUUAAUCUCUUCGUUUUACUGCCACUAAACUUACUCUUGAAAUCCCGGGCUGAGAACUCCUCUGCCAAACCUCACUGUUGAGGGCAUUGUUUGUGUGAAUGUUCCAGUGGCAGAGGGGACUGUUACUCCUGUGGGUAACAGAAUUAAGAUAUGUUCUCUCAUGGUCUUUUUUUCUCAAGCCUUGGUGUCAUGUUGAGGGAGGAUUAUGAAAGAGGAAGAAUUCCUUUCUCUCCAACCUCUAGUUCUGGUAGGAAAGGGGCCCUUUUUGGUACAGGGCCAAAUGGAUGAACUUACCCCAAACACAUUCUGUGGUCGAUGAGUCCCAUAUACUUAAUGGAGCUGAAUGUUGUUUAUUCACAGGAUGAUCCAUUUAAGUGAAAUAUAUGGGACAUUCUCGAAAAAUGUAGACAAUUAAGGAACACAUUUUUAGUCAAUCUUGAGUUCUUUUGAAUAGUCUUAAGAGAACUGGAAAUAGCAGGCAAAGCACUGGUGUCAAGUGACAGCAUUAUAAAUAAUACAUUCACAGUAAACACAGACUCACACUCAGUUUUGACUGUGCAUCUUAUAGAUGAAGCUUCUGCAAGCUGUUUCUGGGUGAUAAUUUGUUUACUUCUUUAAAAGAGCCCUACCAAAAUAAUAUUUCAUUUAUGUUGUGUAUGUUCUUUAUCCGUGAGGCACAGUUGAGUUGUUUUGAUAAUUGAUAUCAUCAGAAUAAAUGUUGUUUCAGGACAAAUAUUAAAAUUGCUGAUAGGGUGUGGACAUUGAGAAGCCCUUCAAUCCUUAUUUGUCUGCCUGUGCAUUGGACUGUGGUGGAAAAAUGGUUAUAAACUGUAGAGAAGUUAAAUACCUGUCCUGAGCUGAGCCAAACUUCUUAAGGAGUUGCAGCUUAAACAGAAUGUUUGACAAUGCAGGGUACCUACUUAUCCAUGUUUAUUAGGGUGUUAAACAGGGUGUAGAAUUCACCUGCAAAUUUUGGUGAAAGAAGGCUGUAUAUCUGCACCCUUUAUGAAACAUUUGUUUAGUCAACAAAUAAACGCACCAGAUGUGCUCGUGCAAAUAACCCUUCUCUUUUUAUAUUUCAUAGUGAUUUGAGGGAAGGAGCUUGCAGGGUUAGAGCUAAAGCCUCUGGUAGUGGUUGUGCCUUUGUUCUGGCGUUGUGAUGCUGCUGGAGAUGCCACAGCAAUCCUGGAAACAGGGAUUUUACAUAACGCAGCAUAAAGGGAACAGCGGGGUUUCUCCUCUUUGCUGCUCUGCUCUUUCAGUUGUUAUUUUUACAGAGCAGCUGGUUAGUCCCUCCCGUGCUGCGACUGAAGGUGGACUAUGAAAGCCUCGUAGGUGCUGCUCCGUGCCGGAAAGGAAAUGGAUAAUUAGGAUAAUAAGCAGAAUUAAAUGUGUGUCAGAUGGGCGCGUUCAUGUGCGAUGGGAUGUGAUGCGGUGGGCACGGAGACAUCGGGUUUCUCCGGCUGGUUGGAACUGGAAAAUUUCCCGGGCAAUGCUGAGCGCAGCCCUGCCGGUGCCCGUCCCUGCUCCCGGCGAGCGGCUGAAGGUGACAGACGGAGCGCGGGUGUCGCCCGGCGCGGGGCCAAUGGCAGGACGUGUUCCUGCAUCCCGCCCAUGGCGAGGGACAGGCUGGGACAGCGGCCACCCAAAUCCACCCAGCAAAUGACAUUUUCCUGCAAAAGCGCGGCGGAGCCAAUCGCUCCCUGCACUGUGCAGCCAAUGGAUGCCGGGCUCUUACCCAGCCACUGACAGCGGCUCCGGGGCUGGAGGGCCUGGGGACAGCUCCGCCAAGCGCAUUCCCGCACAGCCCGAGCCCCCGGUGCGUGAGUGCCAUCCGUGCCGUGAUUCAUUUCCCGAGGACAGCGAUGCCAUUGUGAACCCUCGGGCUGACGCGGGGAGCGAACGCGUCCCGCCCGCCACCGACCCGCGGCUGGCGGGGACAGCCCGAGGUGAUCUGGGGUUUGUGUUCCCGUUCAGCAGUGCCACGGCUGCCUACCCAGCAGACCUGCUCCCGAGAGCCAGAGGGAUGGUGGUAGUUACGGGGCAGAACAAAGUGAGUGGAAACCCGGAUGAUGCCAUGUCGAGCUCGGAUGCAGAGGAUGAUUUCCAAGAGCCGGCCACUCCUACUGCAACCCAGGCAGGACAAGCUCUACCUCUGCUGCCCCAGCAGUUCCCAGAAGUUGUCCCCCUGAACGUGGGCGGGAUGCACUUCACGACGAGGCUGUCCACGCUGAGGCGGUACGAGGACACCAUGCUGGCAGCCAUGUUCAGCGGCAGGCACUACAUCCCCACGGAUGCUGAGGGCAGGUACUUCAUCGACAGAGAUGGAACCUACUUCGGAGACAUACUUAACUUUCUGCGCUCUGGUGACCUGCCACCAAGAGAACGAGUGAGGUCAGUUUACAAGGAAGCUCAGUAUUAUUCCAUAGGACCCUUGCUAGACAAUCUAGAGGAUAUCCAGCCUCUGAAAGGAGAAAAAGUUAGACAAGCUUUCCUGGGCCUAAUGCCAUAUUACAAAGAUCACUUGGAGCGGAUCAUCGAAAUAGCGAAGCUCAGAGCUAUGCAGAGGAAAGCAAGGUUUGCCAAACUGAAGGUCUGUGUCUUCAAAGAGGAGAUGCCCAUCACCCCCUACGAGUGCCCCCACUUCAACUCCCUGCGUUUCGAGCGGAGUGAGAGCGAGACCAAGCUGUUUGAGCACCACUGUGAGGUGGACGUGUCCUUCGGGCCCUGGGAGGCCGUGGCUGACGUGUACGACCUCCUGCACUGCAUCGUCACAGACCUGUCCGACAGGGGCAUCACGGUGGACCACCAGUGCAUCGGCGUGUGUGACAAACACCUCAUCAACCACUACUACUGCAAGAGGCCCAUCUAUGAGUUCAAGAUCACCUGGUGGUGAGUUGUUUUGUCCGGGACGGCGCGAGGGAUAAGAGCACUUCUGGGUGACGGUUUUUGGUAAUUUUUUGGCGACGUGUCUCUGGACGUGCAUUGCUGCUAACGUUCCUCGGCAUCGCUCUGCCGGAGGCUGGGCCGAGCUGCUCAGCGAAGGGAACCUGUUGCAGAGGUUAAAGAACCUCUGGAAUCUUGAAAAAAAAAAACCAGCCUGAAAUCAGACUGUUGGCUCAGGUACCUUAACGAGGCACAACACAAGAAUCACCUCAUGGAAAUGGUGGAGGGGAGUGUUUGACGUCUUCUCAAAGGUGCCCCCAACCCCAGUCUGCAGAGUGGAACUGCAGAUCUCUCCUGCUUUUUUGGGAAGCUGGGGUGCUAAGGAUGCUGACAUGUGGUUCAGUUUUACCCACUUAGAGCUGUUUUAGUUCCUUCUUUAACUCAUCACUUUAUAAAAUUGAGUAAUACCCAGCACAAAGGUUCUGGAAAUGUGAUUUUGAUGUAAUAGAUAAUUUAAAAAAGGGAAAAAAAAGAAGUGUUCCCUAUAUAUUAUUAAUUGUUGUCAGGAUUAAGCUGUUUUUUUUUUUUUAAUUAAGGAUUUGCAUUGUGAAUUAUAAUGUUAUAUUUCGAUUAUUAUCAUUGUUAUAACAAGGAAUAGCAGAUUUGGAAUAUAUUCCUUAAUGCUUUUAGGAAUAAUAACUGUCCAUGGAAGACUUGUGCCUGUUUUUAGCCUUAGAAAUUCUAAAUGUUUACAAUAUCUACAAAAAAAAAAGAAGCUCUGUAGAAUCAGGUCAUUUACAAAGGCUUUUGGUAAAUGAGAAAACCCUAUAUGUAUGUUCCUAUUAGCAGAAGUAAGAGGAAUAUUUAAUGUAUAUUCUUUUAUUACUGACUCUUUUUACAUUCUGUGAUAUUAAACUUUGUUCUAGAGUUGAAGUCAGAUGAUACUGUACAAGUGCUUCCUUCACCUCACCUUCUUCAGACCAUUAAUUAAGUCUUAUUUGUAUCAUUCUUGUUGACCCCUCCUGGUGUCAUUUAAGGAAAAACAAAAUUCAGCCUUCCCAUUCAAAUACUUCUCCAGUUAUAAAUCAGGAUAUCUGGGUAGUAAAUCCCUUCCCAUGCUGGAAGAGGCAGCCUCUGCAGGAUCACAUUCUUCUCAGAAGGUGAUUGUUGCACUUCUGACAUCCAAAGCUGAAUUACCUGAUGUCCAAAACGGAAAGGGAGAUCUAAACAUCUGCAGAUAUUAAUUGUUUUGUGAGGUACAGGAAACUCUACUGUUUUGCUACAAUACCCCACUUGAAGGGGCUUCCAAAUAAUCUUAAGGAGAGAGAGAUAAAGUAAAUAUUUGCAUAUUGCAUUCCAUUGGAUUGGAUAAUCCAAGAAUAUCACCUAAUUAAACUUUUGACCAAAACGCUUAAGAAACACGGUAAUUACAGUGAUCAAAACUCUUAAUUACCUGAGGUGAUUCUUAGAAUCAUUCUAAAAACCUUAUGAUCAAAUUGUCUGGCAAAGAAAGAGGCAAAUUGUUUGCACUGUCACGCUUUCAGGCAUUUAAUUUAGCAAUUGUUAGUAAAUUGUCUGUCUGAAGUGGGGGCUCUGAUGAUCUCUUUGCCAAUGUUUACUGACAGAGGAUCGUUGUCAAGUGCUGACUUUGAGUCCAGAGCUUAAAUUUGAAACCGAGGGAAAGAGGGAAUUAAGUGAAUUUGGAUCUUAAGACUGUUUAAAUUGUUUUCUUAAAUAUUGGCCUUUGUGCUACAAGUUCUUGUAUUCGUGUUUGGCAGCCCAAAAUUAAGAGUUAGACUAGUAAAGCUUUGCUGGCUUCAUUUAUUGUUAUUUAAUUUUUUUCAGGGAAUCUUAAACUGCAAACCACAAUUUCUUCUAAAAUUACAUAAGAUCUUAAAGCUGAGGCUUACAAAGUUUUGGCUGCUUGUCCACUUCAACAUUUGAGUAUAGGAUUUUUAGCAUAGUUUAUUUAGAGAUUAUAACAAGAAUUGCAGUUUUACUGUGGUUUUUGUUGGGGUUUUUUUGCCAUUUCUCAUAUGUGUAUUUACACAGGACAGAACUCUGGUUUGAAUUUCAGCACCAUUUGCAGAAUCAGACACAGUCUGAUUUUUAUCAGUGUGUUUUUUGGUUUGGCUUUAAGAACUUUCUCACUGGUUUUAUAGAGAAGCUGUGACAACAAAACUCCUGUUUUGGUCAUGUUUGCUAUUUCUUAAUAUGCACAUGCUGAUAUUUUAUUACUUUUUCCUUUUCAUUGCUUAAAAAAAGUAAGGAAAAACUACCUACCCAAAAAGAUGAAAUGAAAAUCUUGGUCUGUGUAUCAGCUGCACCUUAAUCAAAGCUCUCAUCCUUGCAGUCCUCCUGGAGGCAGCAGACACUCAGUGCAACACUGGAAAGGAAAACAUGGAUUUAAAAGCCCACGUGCUUUCAUUAAACAUCCGUUCUGGGCUGUGAUUUGGGCAGGUUUCACCCUGUUUUUAUUGACUACACUUGCUCUAAGCAGUCUUUGUUUACAAUGAUUGAGGUGAUCUUGCCUAAUCUGUGCUCGUUUUCUGACAGAAGCAGAGGAGUUGUGCAGGAGGAUGGCAGGGGAGUAGGAUCUAAUCACUGCUUUAUGUAACAUUAUUGACUUUUCUUGGCGUGUAGCAUAACUUUUGAAAUUCUCCAUUUGCAACAGACAUGUGAGUAGCUCAUCUACUAAAUCCAUGUUUACCAGGGUUGGUUUUGUAUGUCAUGGAUGCUUUAGAAUUGUCUAAUUAAACUAAAUGCCUAUGGAAUAACUGCUUUUUCUUUCUUCCCUUUUAAGACUUUUCUUUAUAUCUGGCCAGACCAGAGCUUUGCUAGAACAUAUUUGCCUAUUUCUCCAUGCUUCUCUUGGCUUUUUUGACACUUUAGCAUCUACAAAGCUACUUUUACAUCUCUCAAAUCCCUGUGUUUGUGAGCUGACACUGGAAACAAAUUGGGCACAGCAAAUAGUCUCAUGUCAUCAACAUAACCUUGCUGUGAAUAUCAUGUUUGCAGAUCAUUAAAAGUGCAUGUCCAUGUAGCUGAUUCAGUUUGAAGCACAGACAUUUUUUAUUUCAUGUUCUGAGACUGGAUACAGGCCCUUUUUCCAUUUGGUUCCAAGUUGAUUCACAGGAACACACAUAUUUCAAUUAUCUUUCCCCCCCCCCCCCAUAAAUAAGUCUCAAAUAUUUUCAAAGCCCAGAUCACACCCCUGGGUUGCAGUGAUUAUUCUGCUUUUAUGAAUACUGGUGGGACAGCUGAGGGAUACUUAUUUAAAAUCAGAAUUGUUAGCUAUUUUUUAAUGUUGCUGUGUGUCUGAACAGAAACAUGACAAGACUAAUCUUUUUAACAUUCCCUCUGGAACAUUUAACAUUCCCUCUGGAAUCCACUGUCCAGUGGUUUGUAACAGGGAGCAAAGGGAGCUCUAACUAUCAGUUCUCAUCUUAAAUGACUUGGCCAAUUCCUCAGCACAUUCAGCAUUUCUGCAACUGUUUUACACUUGUAAAAUAGGAAGGGAAAAAAGGAAAAUUUAAAAAAAAGAAGGGAAAUAACUCAUCUUUCUGAAUCACUCAGAAUGACUUGAAAAUGUAUUUAUGCUCAGCAGCCACGUAAUGACUGUUGAUAUCAAGAGCUUAAAAAAUAUAUAAAAAUAACCUUUGAGCUUGGUGUGGGCUUCUUAACUUGAACACCCAGUACCCUACAAAGGGAUCUGAAAUACUCCUUGCUGAACUUCCACCCUCCUUGGAAGACAGUGAAGGUGCUGCCAGCUUUGAUCUGGGAAGCCUUUGAGCCAUAAACAGACUCUCUGUGGUCCUCGUGGUACACGUUUUCUUCUGAGACUGCUGCAUUUUUUUUUUAAUUUUAAAACUUAUUUUAACCAAAACCUGUAACGAGGGAUCAGUUUCUGCACUGAUGAGGGUGUGAGUUCUUUGGUUUGUUUCGGAGCACUUCAGGUCUUAGUUACCCAAGUAUCAAAAGCAGCGAGUUAUUGCAGCAGGAAGUUCUGCAUGACCCCCUUUUGAUGGAUUUUUUAAAAAGUUUUUAGGAAGUGUGCCUGGGAGACACCUCAUAAUGUAAUAUAUGCAAAUACCUGAACUUGUUAAUGUGAAUAUUUUUGAGAUUUUGUGGUUCAGUUUUGUAAUAUUCUCCCCUGAAACUAGCAAGCUUGUUAGGGGUUGAGUUAAACACUGGGUUUCUGAUAAGCCAGUUUAUGCCUUAGAUAUCUCCUGCCCUCAUUUUGUAAAAUCACUCAUCCCAAAGGCGUUUGAUGUAGGAAAGAGUCAAGGCUGUUACAGUUACAGGAAAACCAGGAAUCUUCCUUGAUUCUCAACAGUGAGCCAUUAAGAGAAUCAGGGCUUGUUAAUCCACUCACACUCUCCAUUCUUUGCUCUGGUGGUCUCAGGGCUGGGUCUGGCCUUGAAGGCAAAACUCAAACACUUCUGUCAUGAGGAAGGAGCUGAUCUGCACAAGGACCUAAUCUGGCCUUUGCUGAGUGAUUGUUAAAAUUCCUGCAAACUGAAGGAUGUGGAUAUUUUAAACUGUCCCAAGCAAUAGCUUCGUUAAACCCUCAUCUGCUCUGAGCCAAUGGAUGUGUUGUGAGGGCUUGGCCAGGUCUUUCAGUUGUGCUUCUCGGUGUAUCUGUGUUUUCCCAGUGGAACCUGAAGCCCAGUGAGGUUGCUGCUCAUGUCCAGGGAAUUGUUUCAGAGGUGUCCUGAGCACGAGCUGGAUUUUGGAAAUACGAAAGUGGGAGGGAAUUAGUUCUGCAGUGCAUUCCCCAGGGAUGAUCCUCACUACCUCUAAAGGAACACUUUGGUGAGAUCCUGAUCCACACUCCCCCACAUCUCCCUUUGUUAGCUGAAGUGUAAGAGGCAUGAGGAGAUGAACUGAACACUCACAGUGAGAUAAUGACUCUGACUGGAUCCCCUUUCUCUGACCAUGCAAAUGUACAACUCCAUGUGCAGGAAAUUUAUUACUUCUCUCUGCUGCACCCUCAGAUUUGUUUGCAAGGUGAAUGCUCAGUCUGUUUUAAAAUAAAAGGUUGUUUUAAUAUUGCAACAUAGUGACUGAUAAAGAAUCAGUGAAAAUCUUACUACUGUCCAAAGUACCUGAGUAAGUCAAUUAAACUAAUUUAUAGCAUAAUCACUUCAAUUUCACUCUUCUCUCUUUUUUUUUUUUUUUUUUAAAUAAAGACUUAAGAAAUGUAAACUUACUUCUUUUAAGGGCUUACAGCUGUUUCAUAGGAAUAUGCAUUCAGCCUAAGUAGCUGUAUUUUGGGGGGAGAGCUUUGUUUUAUUACUUGCUAUGAGCUAAAGAAUAACUGCAUGAUCCCUCAUCUGUUUGGGUUUUUUUUUCCUUAAAGAACUAAUUACUGGUAUAAUUAAAGGUCAUGAUUUUCUAGCUUCAUUUGGCAUUUGCAAGCCCUGGGAACCAGCUUUAUUCUUACUGCUCAUUGUUCUUCAUAGAUGACGUGGGACAGGUGCUGUGAUGAGGAAGAUGAUGGAAGUGCCAGCAGGGAAAGGCUCCUGUCAGAGCUGGUGGUUUCCACUGCAGGGUAUUCUUUGGGUUUGAUUUCAGCUCUUGUUCUGUGUGAGGCAGAGGAACCUUCAGCACCAUUUGUGUGAGCUCAGUCUGUCAGAAUUCCUGGCAACUUCCACUGGUCCAUUUCUGUGGGAGUUCGUUGUGUUGUUGAUUCUGGGAGUUAAAAGGGUGUGAAAAUCCAGUGAGUUGCAGGGUAACACUGCUUGAAUUUUGUGCCACAGCUGGAUCUUUCUGCAUGGCAAAGCAGAGUAAUCAUUUGGGACACAACUGCAGGACAGGUAGAAGAAGACUUCAGAGCAGGGACUGUAGAAAAAUGAUCUCUUGACUCCCCAUAAAACUCUGGGAUAUAUUUCUUUCACUUCUGUCAUUUAAUAACUACUUUACUCUGGGCAAUUUAUAGACCCCACUGGCUUUAAGUUGUGGUUCCUGAAGUUGUACACAUCUCUUUGGUCAUUUGUAGGGAAACAAUUGUAAAUGUUUUCAGGUCAUUCAUACACAGCAGAGAGGACCCAGGAUGGUUCUGAGUUUUGGGCUAUGGAAACAUAAUUUCACUUAACAGAAUCCCCCCCCCCCCAGUCUUUCAUUAUCUUUCUGCAAAUAAGCUGAUUUCAGUGGGUAAUUAUGUUCUGUUUAUUAUCUCCUGUGUGUAGUUCUCUAACUGGAAAUCACUUUCCAGAACAGCAGUUCUUAGUCAUUUUACUUACACAAGCUUAGUAUAAGUUUACCUCCACUUUCACUGUGACUUUUAUAAAUGGAUUUUGUUUUGCUGAAUUCUGAAUUGUAUGUGUCUAUGCAUUGUAACCCGUAAUGCCUUUGAAAAUCCAGCCUGGAUGCUAACGAUCAGGGUUUGGAAUUCUCUCCAAAUGUGUUUUGUUUAUAAUUCUGUUGACGUGUGAUGUUCAAUACUGUGAGUACUGCAGUGUAUUAUUUCUUAAUACUUUUGACUUUUCAGUUCGGGUAAUAUAUAGUCUAUGUUUUUUAUUUAAAACACAUAGAAGAAAAUGUGGAUAUAAAUUUGUGUUGUGCAAUAAAAGAUUAUU
Molecule: messenger RNA, 9722 nt
Organism: Myiozetetes cayanensis
Lineage: Eukaryota; Metazoa; Chordata; Aves; Passeriformes; Tyrannidae
Gene: KCTD7
Product: potassium channel tetramerization domain containing 7
Exons: 5
Coding region: 1979-3151 (390 amino acids)
Biological process (GO): protein homooligomerization
Molecular function (GO): protein binding
Source: RefSeq, a predicted model, not a curated record